AUAAGCCCCCGCUAGAAAUUUUAUGUUCCCAGAACAUCCCCAUUGGUGUUAAGGACGUUGCCUAGUAACAUUCCCAGUAUGUCACGAUGUGAAGUUCUUUUAAGGGUUGGGGGAUGUUAUUUGGCGGACCUUCACAGAACAUUCAGGUUGUUCUCUGAACAUUUAGGGAACCAUAAUUUAUAUGAGGGAGACAUUACCUGGUGGACUUUUACAGAACAUAUAGGACAUUUUUUGAACAUUUAGGUAACCAUAAAUUAUUUGUGGGGGGGAUGUUAUUUGGCGGACCUUCACAGAACAUUCAUGAUGUUUAUGAUUUAGGGAACCAUAUUUUAUUUGGAAAUGUGAUGUUCUCAGAAUGUUCUCAGAACAUCCCUGCUGCCCUUGUCAAAAAAUUGAAUAUUAGAGCUAAAUUGACUAACAAAAGCAACUGCUCAAACAAACACGAUAAAAUUAAGGUAAAAAAAAUAAAAAAAUAAUUUAAUGUCUAACAAAAAAGUGCACUUUAAAGGUAUUUCCUGGAUUGUUGUAAUAAUACCUUUUUCUGUAAAAUACAAAUCUCUUGCAGUAAGUCAUUAGCUGACAACAGCACAUGUAUGAACUAAUGUAACUACUGUAUCACUGCAUCAGCAACUACACAGUUACCGUCUUUAAAUAAAGCAACAUGCGGCAGAACAUCAAUGUUUCUGGAUCAUCACUGACUGAAGCACAGGCUCUACUCUUCAGCACAAUGGUAACCUCACAAAACUCAGAUAACAGAAACAACAUUAAAAACUAACAGAUCUCUCUAGAUCUCUGCAUCUUCACUUAUUAUAAACCAGUCUGACUUUAAUUCUUUCAUACCUUUGGAGAGAAUCAAUGAAUCAGGACACUUGAUGAUGAUGGAAUGACCUUCAUUAAAUAACCAAAUUCAUCUGAUCAGAAUUGUUCUUACAAUUUUAGCUGUACCAAGCAUAUCUUGAAUUAAGAGCCCUAAAGCAAAUGCUCACCUCCAUAACAGUGACUUCAUACUUUAUUAUUUUCAAUAAAACAUCAACAUCUAAACCUCUGUUAAUUCUCAUUAAGAAGUUUUGUAUGAAAGAAAUAAUGUCAUACAGGUUUGUAAUAAGUGUGGAUGCUGAGAUCUAGAUCAGUGGUUCUUAAACCUGUCCUGGAGUUCCACCAGCCCUGCACAUUUUGUUCAUCGCCAUGUAUCUGACACAUCCAGUCUCUACUAAUGAGCUCAUGAGGUGAAUUUAAAUUAGACAUUAGAUAUUAAAGGAAUAUAAAUUAGAAUAUUUUACUUUAAUUUUACUGUUUUUGUUUGCUAGCCGCUUUUGCCAGUCAUUGAUCAUUUUUAAAAAAAUGUUUUUAAUGAUCUUUGCCAUGCCAUGCCAUAAAAUAACCAAAAUGGAACGCACUUUCAUUACCAAAAGAGGACUUUUUAGGAAUGUCCCUAAUGUUCUAUAAAGGUUUGGAACUUUCGUCACCUUUAGAGAACUAUUAGGCAAAUAUUAUUGCGCAACGCAAGUUCAUGAGAACGUUGCCUUCUACGUGGGAGCAACACAAAAAUUGAUCAGAAGUGAUCAUGUCAUAAUACGAAUUUACAGUUGUUGUUUUUUUUGGUCUAAAACAGCCAUAAUAUAUGUACUGUUAAAUCAUGUAUAAAUAAUAAAAAAAUCAUUUUUAUCAGGGACUCAAUCAAAUUUUCACUGUAAUUUCAAUACAUGCAUCUGUACUAAUUUCAGAUGUACAUGAACAAUGGAACUAUUGUAGUGAUUGAUUGUGGAUUAUUUCUCUUUCAGUUAGAUAAUUAUUUCUUACUUCUUAGCCAAACAUAACAGUGGGUGUUUGCUUUUUGUACAAUCAUUGGAGGAAUCUACUCAAUGUUGUUCCACAUCUUUACUUUAUGAGAUGGUCCUUCACACACAAGGAAUGAAACAGUGGGAAUAUCACAAAUCAAAAUAGUACACACUAAUAUAUGAUAAUGUUUCUGAAAUGAACUUUUGACAUUUUUUAUUAUUGCUUAGCUAGAUAUUGCUUAGUUAGGUUCUUUGAUUAUAAUACUUUACAACACCAGACCUUCUAUUUACUCUAUUAUCCUAACGUCCUCAUCUUAUAUACAUGUACACAUAUUUAAGCGCUCUAUAGCAAUGUGAGAAAAGGGAAAGGUAUUAUAGGUGAAAUUCCAAUCACAAUCAUCCAUAAAUGAAAGUAAAACCAACUUGUCUUGGCUUGCAACUAUUUUCAGUGUAGGGUGUAGGGUUAAACCAGUAUGUUGUGUGAGACUGGAAUCAUUCUCCUCUCUUACUGGAUGUGUUUUCUUCCUGUUUUAGAACAGAAACAUGGCAGCUAGAGGUUGCAAUGACUUUCAGCUUGUUAUCCCUGAAAGAGGUGAAAGAGUUAAGAUUAAUUCAAGAUCUACUCUCACUGUGUCAUGUCAGUUGUCACCUGCAAUCAGUGCUGUUGACAUGGAGGUUACUUGGUAUGGUGGGACGUCUUGUGUUUGCACAUAUAAAAACAGAGAGAUGACACAGGGUGUUGACUAUGAAGGCAGAGCCAGUCUGUUCAUUCAUGACCUGAUGAAAGGGAAUGUGUCUUUGAGAGUGACAGACUUCAGAGAGUCUGAUCUGGGAGUUUACAUGUGCCAGGUCACCAGUCAAAAUACAACACAGCAGAUAACAGUAAAUGUAGCAGAAGAAGUCUCUGCCAUUUUCAAGGACCAGCACUUCUUUACAGUGGAUUACAAAGUGGGGGACACAAGCAAUGAGUUAUCAAACCAAUCUGCAUAUCACAGAGAUUCAGACCAUCAGCUUGAGGAUUACAAGAUGGGAAACACAAGAUACAAGUUAUCGAUCCGCUAUGCAUAUUGCAGUGCUUCAGGGAAGGAUCAACAUAAGUCAGCUGUCACUACUUUGCUGCGAGGCCCUGGGGAGGCACGAGGCCAUGUGCGGUCGCACACUUGGCAUAGCCCUUGUGACGGUACUGGUUACAAUGGAGAAACCGACAAUGAAUUAUCAUCCCAGGACAUCACAUCUCAUCCAAGCCAUCCAGACAACAAGCAGUCUGGGGAUAACAGAAUGAGAACAGCAAAAAUACUAUCAAGUCAAGCUUCAUAUCACAAUGAAUCAAACAGGAGCCAACAUGGGGUGGAAGUCUUGAGCAACAAUAACUUUCAGCUUGUUGCUCCCAGUACAGCAGAAGAACCAGAGGUUUCUUUUGGGUCUGAUUUCAUUAUUCCAUGUCACUUGUCUCCUGGAAUCAGUGCUCUUGAUAUGGAGAUCAGGUGGUCUAAGGGUACAGCCAGUGUUUGCCUGUUUAAGGACAGGCAGCUGACAGAAGGAGUUUGGUUCAAGGGCAGAGUGUGUCUGUUCAUGACGCACAAGCUCAGAAAAGGAAAUGUGUCCUUACAUCUGAAAAACUUCAUGUUAUCAGAUGUUGGAAAUUACCAUUGUCAGGUCAUCAGUAAAGACAGAAGUGAGGAGAUAAAUGUAAGAGUAAGGAUAAAUCCUGGUGUUGAACCUGUGAGUCAGUCAGCAAUUCAAGAUGGAAAUGCUCAGUUAAUGCUACAUGAGGAUAAAAUGACAAGGAAACCAUCCAACGAAUUAGCAAGGCACACUUCUCAUCGCAGCGAAUCGGAUAAGAAACAACAUGGGAAUUACAGCAUGGGAGUCUCAAGCAAUGAUAAUUUUCAACUUGUCAUUCCACAAACAACUCAAGAAGCAACAAUUUCUAUGGGAUCUGAAUUCUUUGUUCCUUGUUCCUUGUCUCCUGAAAUCUGUGCCACUGCCAUGCAGAUCAAAUGGUUUAAGGAAACAGAAUGUGUUUGCUUAUACAAGAAGAAUCACAUGAUUGAGGGGAGGGCUUACAAAGACAGAGUGAGUCUCGUCACUCAUGAGCUGGAGAGAGGGAAUGUGUCCUUACAUCUAAGUAACUUCAGUGUCUCAGAUGUUGGCGAUUACUAUUGUCAGGUCAUCAGCAGAGGCAGAACAAAAGAGAUUACAGUAGGGGUGAGGACAAAACCUGAAGUUGAACCUGUGAGCCUGUCACCAACUUCUCAAGACCGAAGUAUUCAGCUAAUGCUGUUUGAGAUAGAAAAAAUAUGGACUGAAGAGGAGACAAACAAAAUGGAUGAAUCUGCUCUAAUGACAGAGAUGAAAGUGAACAAUGUGCAGGAGCUUCAAAAAAUGUUGAUUAAGGCUUACACAGAAAAAGACAGACAACUGGAAAGAACUGAACAGGACUUGAGAGAGACCAGAAUGGACUUGGACAGAGUCUUAAGACUCAGUCCUCAUGCUCAGUUUCUGGACAACCCAAAUCAUUUUUAAUUGCCAAGAAAUUUACCUAACGUUUUUUAUUAUUAUUAUUACAAUUGAUUUUUUUUUUUUUUUUUUUUUUUUUUUUACAAUUGAUAGUAAUUUUAUUAUAAUCAAUAUUUCAGAUUUGUUUUUUUUCCUCCAUUUCCUCCAUUAAAUAUUUUAUCCUAUCAAUCAAUUUACACUUAUAAUUAAUGUUUAUUUGUAAAUUUCUAUAAAAUAAAAUAAAGCAUCUUAAAAAAAACGGUCAUUCAUUUGUUCAUUAAUGAAUUAUGUCCGUGAAAUAGGAUUUCUUUAUAUUAGGAUUUCUUUAUUCUCCGAUUAGCAACAUAUUAUUUUCAACCAAUUUAGCAAUAACGUGGUGUAUUGUUCUCCUUAGAAGGACUUAUAAACAACAGCAUAUCACAGACAUCCGUCAGAAAUGUGAGCUGUUGUAAUUUUCACUUUAACGACAAAUACGGACAUUCAGAACUCAUUUUCAUGAGGUGAAAUUAAUAGGGUUAGACAGAUUAUUUAUUUAUUUAUUUAUUUAUUUUUUGGAAAAUGUAUUUCCAUGAGCGUAUAAUGUUCACAUAACAAACCAAGGACUGGGGUUCCCUCAGUUUGAUUUAUCAGAUUACUUGGCGUCAUUACAUCAUUACAACGGAACGCCAGUGCCCCUGCGUGGACACAGUAGUGUAGUGCAGCAUCUCACACAUUUAACCCUCUACUGCACACGUUGAUGGCAUAUGAAAAAAAAAAAAAAAUUCCACAUCAUUUUUUUUUUUUGGUUCAUUUUGGAACAUUUCUUUGAUAAAUAAUA
This is a messenger RNA of Megalobrama amblycephala (Wuchang bream), 5094 nucleotides long. RefSeq lists its product as uncharacterized. NCBI's taxonomy places the organism in Eukaryota, Metazoa, Chordata, Actinopteri, Cypriniformes, Xenocyprididae. The transcript is spliced from 21 exons. Bases 2322 to 4304 code for a protein of 660 amino acids. The record is from RefSeq and is a predicted model, not a curated record.